GAUUCAGCUGGUUUCAUGGGUUUCAUUCUCCUUUAAGAAACGGGCCCAUGGUGGUUUAAAAUUUAAUGAGAUAAGCACCAAAUUCGAUGUCUUGAUUAUUCAUAUAUUCUUUUGAAUUGUGUUUUUCAUUCACAUCCACAAAAAAAUGCGUCCACGAAUGAUUGGUAUAUUUCACAGUUUGCCAAGUAGGCCUACAUUGUACAACAUCCUCUAGUAUGCAUUCAAAGUAGAAAUGCAACAAAUACCUUCAUAGAGUGUUCAUUGAUGUGCUAUUCUAGUCACCUGGUCUAUUCAAUUUCUUCAUCCAGCUAUGUAAGGCAGAUGCAUACGUAAUAUCUUGCUUUGAAAUCUACCUAUCUUAAUGAAAGAAAUGAAAGGUCAUUUGACCAAAAUUGUCCCAGAAGUAACUACGAACUGGUCUAUUUCGAGUAUUGCAUUUUUUUUUUACAAUAAGUCUCUAGUAUAUUGUUGCGCUCGAGCAGUUUGGCCUCCUGACCUCGAGCUCCCAUUUGUUUCACGUGUAAACACUGCACUCCUGUUGUAUGUACCCGGGAUUUGUUCUUACCGUAUACCCGGCGGCAGUGCUAAGUGUAUUGCGUCAGGCUUGAAGGGAUAAAAAAUGGCUGAUCAAAAGUCUCCCAAAUCACCGUCGACCUCGUCCGCGACUACGGAUUCCAACCAGCACCAGACUCGAGUGAUGCUUUGGUGUACGCCUAGGUCAACGUCGACAAUUUUGACCAAAUGUCUGAGUUUUGUGCCGAAUACGCAGGUGUACUUUGAGCCCUAUUACUUCUGUUAUGAGGCAUUGGAAAGGUUGAAGAGCUUGGGGAUCGACGUCGACCCGUCCUCGAUAAAGUCGUACGAUGACGUUAAAACGACGGACUGGUGGACGACUGCGAAUUUGAUCAGCGGUGGAGACUGUGGUAAAGAGGGCACCCCAGACUUCAAUAAGAUGAAAUACCCUUGCAUUAAAGAUCUUUGUGAAAACCCGAGUCCGGAUAAAGAUGUGAUAUUCGUAAAGGAUAUGGCAUACUGCAUUGACGGUCGCUACAAUUUCCUACCCGAAAAAUCGCUCGGAUAUCGAUACGCGUUUCUGCUCCGACAUCCGAGGAAGGUCUUCGCAUCUUGGCGAAGAAUUAUGUUAGAUCUCGACCUGGAACCGGAGCCGGAACAGGUGGGUUCGGAACCAAACAAGACAAGGUCUGAAACUUUCCACAUGGUGAACGAUCUGUCGGCUAUUUACGCACCGCCUGGACACUUCUUCAAGGAGACCUAUGAUCUAUGGUUGCACGUCAAGCAGAAUUACGAUCCGAACCCGGUCGUUCUAGACAGCGACGAUCUGCUAUCCGACCCGAUCACGAUGUUACCACGGUUUUGCACCGCGGUUGGAAUCCCCUACACAGAUGACCUACUGAAGUGGCCUGGAAGUCCGGAUACUACUAGCAGUUGGAUAAACGCGUUCACACCACCAAACGAUUUCGAAUUUAUCCGGAUGUACUGCAAGAAUUCCUUUAAUACCACACAUUUUUUUCCUCCCGGCCCUCUUCCACAACUAGAGGAUCUGACUGAAGAUAUCAAAGAGUGUGUUGAAGCAGUCAUGCCCUAUUAUCAAGAAAUGUAUGACUCUCGUAUUUAGACGUAGGGGUGAGAUUUAGAUUCAAACCUUGUGGAUUUGAAUAUGAAGCUAAAACAAUUGAUUUUAGAUCUUUUGAGAUUUGAAAGUUAGUCCCUAAGAUUAGAAUAUAUCCAGAAUUCGGCUCGCCAUUAUUCCCAGCCGAUCUGGAAAGAUUUUUUGAUAAAAUUGAAAUUUAGAGUGUAGGCCAUAUACAGGUAACGUUAUUUUGUUGUUUUAAUCAAAUAUCAUUGGUAAAGAGUCACAUAAUAAUACAUCUUUUUAAUAUAUUAUAGUAUUUAUUUCUUUUCCUUUUUAGCUCCAUGCAUGUUAUCAAAUCUAGGGGUGCAUUACAUUUGCUGCCCCCAUACGAGUACGAGUCACCCCAUAUAGGGGUGCCUAUGUGCACCCAUAGAAGGAGCUGGAUUCUCGGUUUUCAAAAUAAUCUUCAUCCCAGCGGCUGGCAAACACUCCAGUCAUGAAAGGUUUUGUUUCAAAAUGAAAAGAAAAAAAAAAUUAAAGCUGUAACUGAGACUUUGCUAAGCCAUGCCGUUAUUUUGCCAUUUUAUACCGCUUUCCGUAGCUCGCUGAUCCGGGCCAGUCCCUGGCUAAGUCGUAAAAUUUUAAGUUUUUGAAUGGCGCGGGCUAUUUUGGUGCUUUUAUCAGCACCAGACCAGCGCCAGAUCCGUGCGCUUCUGAUAUAGUUACUGAACGCAAUUAUUAUUGUGUGGUGCGCGGGCCUGAUGCAUACCCCCCAAAACAGUAUCACUUGCCUAAUACUAAGUUUUAUGUUACAAUUAUUACAACAAAUGCUUUGACAUUGAGAUGUGGUAAUAGAUGUUGAAUUCUGUUCAAAACUAGAUUCAGGUAUUUCUACGACUGUAUCGUAUUGAAAUUGUGUGAAAUAUCAAAUUGAUGUAUGAUUAACAUAAGAUCAUAAUUUAUACUACUUGUUUUUCUAUGAAUAUAGAUGAAUAAACACUGUAUUUUUAUUAAUAUAAUUUCUAUAGUAGAUGACGAAAUGGGUCGUUCUUAUGAGAUUUCGCGAUUUUACACGUACAUGACUUGUGUACAUACUAAUGAGGGCUCAAAUUAUGCAGUUAGCGAUAUCCAGCGCCAUAUAGGGUACACAGAGAUGAACCAUGUAAUGAAUUCAAAUUUUGACCUUGUUUAAUGUCAGGUAUUCUGCACCUUAAAAGGUGAAAAAUGCACCGUUUAGAGUGUAAACGAAUAUUUCUUGGUACAAAUAAAAAUAAAAAUGUGUUGCCUUUUUUUCUACCGAGGGUGCAAGAUUACACGCCAAAAGAUUAGUAGUGUUCCAUUUCAGGUUCAAAGAUUUAUUAGUGUAGGAGUACCGUACGAUGACGACAAAAAUAAAGAGAUGAACAAGUUCAUUCCAGUUGAAGUCUAUUUAUCAGAUCUCUUCAAAAAGAUUGAUAUAUCAGCGUUCCGUCGAAUGUGAAAAACAAAUCCUCGUAAAUAUUAGAAAUGUCUUUUUCUGAAGGCUGGGCGAGCCACAGAUCCGGAAACCAACUAAACAGCGCACAUCCUACUUAAAGGGGAAUCCAGCCUUGGCCAUAAAAUGUUGUGUUGGGAAGGAGAAAAAUAAAUUAAACAGAAUGGUAAAAGUUUGAAAGAAAUCGGACAAGCAAUAAGAAAGUUAUAGCUGUUUUAAAAUUGAGAUCACUAAUACUAUGUAGAUUUCGAAUUGGCAACUGAGUAAGUAACUUAUGACAAGGGGCAAGGACAACUUUCCCAUAUGCCAUGUACUUUAUUAUCAGGGAUUUGUGGUUUUUUCCUAAGUACCCAUUCCCCUGGGGCAGUAAUCUAAAUAUAUCCCAGGUAGUAUAUUGUUUUAUGUCCUCAAGAAAGAAAAAUAUAAUUUGAAAUAAAACUUUUGGGAAAAAUGACAUUUUAGCCAUAAUAUGUAUUGGAGUACAUGGAAGAGUAGUCCUUGCCUAACAUCACUUUGACAUCCCAUAUGCGGCCAAUUUGAAGUCUCCAUGGGUAUAGUGAUUACAAAUAUUUACAACUUUUAAAAAUUCAUAACUUUCUUGUAGUUUGUCCAAUAUUGUUCAAACUUUCACCUAUCAAUUUGUCUGAAUUUUCUUUUCCUUAUAAAAACAAGUUUUUAUUUGGGUUGGAUUCCCCUUUAACGAAGAACAAAAAUAAAACUGGCCAGAGCUCUCAAUCGCCGCGCCUUCGAUAAACUAGUUCAUUCUCAAACAGCGACAAGUACCUAAAACACUUUCCAAUCACAAAGGCCAUUACAACCAUAACCAAUUCAAGCGCGACGCUAGUUGGUCCGAUCCUAAGAUCGCCUAACCUAAAAUUACCAAUCACAUAGACAGUUACAUGUUAUAACCAAUCAGAAAACAACUCUACUAGAGUGCGUCCAAUCAGAGCUCCUAUUGUAAAAAAACAAGAGGAGUCGCGCACUCUAGAAACGACAAUUAUAACCAAUCAGAAAACAACUCUAAUAGAGUGCGUCCAAUCAGAGCUCCUAUCGUAUAAAACAAGAGGAGUCGCGCACUCUAGAAACGACAACACCCCCUUUAGCCUUAACCAAUGAGCGAAAUUUAGAUUUAAAAAAAAGAGGCGGGGAUUAGGAUCUCGAAAGAAUGUCGGAAUUAGCCCCCGGUGAUAGUUAAUUACGAAUGCAUACUUUUGGAACAUUGAGGUGUACAUUUCCAUAGUUUUUCAUAUUUUCCAUAUUUCUCAAUAUAUUAAAGGAAACGUUUAAUUCAACAAAGUUGUAUUUAACACGUGUAAGUGACGUGGUGUCCGUCCAGGGGCAGCUUCUGUAUACAGAGAUUAAACUUGUUUAAAAACAUAAACUUACAUAGCGCCCUCUUAAGAUCAAUUCGGCCUAACGUGGCAAAAUAUGCACGGAAACGUAUUUAAAAAAAAAAAGCGUUAAAAACGACCAUCCGAUUGAGAAUCUUUUUUUUUUGCAUGGUCAACCCCUCCCCAACCUCCUCUCCCCCCUCCCACACACACUUUCAUAAUCUUUCCGCGGCCCCCCUGAACGUCGUGAAACAUUCGCAAUAAUCAUAUACAUGUAAUUGUUAUUGCCCCUAUAUAUCGAACCAGUAGUUAUUUGGGCCUUUUUAGGCUCUGAGAUAACCAAUGAUCUAAAAUUUUCAAUACGGCUCGGAGUCGUUCUGUAGGGAGCGUUUCAUGAAAAAAAAAUGUCGGAAAAACCGUCUGACAUGCCCUGUUUUACCCGACAGGCGACAGUUACCAUAGAAACAGUGCUUCAGCCAAUUAGAAUCAAGGAAAGUUGUCAUAUCUGACAAAUUGUCGGACAUUAUGUUGGUGAAAUGCUACCGGAUGUAUUAUUUCACCCAUAACAAAUGCAAACUUGAUUAUCAUUUCCAAUAAAUAUGAAAAUAUUUCAACCAUUUCGGUCAUUUUUGCCACUUUGAUUAUCUGUACAAUCCAAACCUGUCAUCAAGAAUUUUAUUUAUUUCUUUGAUUUUGUUUUAUUUCCACACUUCAAUAACAAAGUAUAUAUAAGUAUAAUCAUUUUUCAGCAUUUCAUAACAAUAAACAUAAUGAUGAACAUAAUGAUACCAUAAUGAUGGAUAUAGUAGUGUUCUAAGUCAGAUAUAAAUUAUACAUGGAAAAUUUUGUCUUUAAAAAUGUUGAAGCAUGUAUAUAUAUACACACUUCCAGAACCAAGUAGGACCCCAAGGAAGAACAGCAGUAUUUUGAAAAUACAGCUGAAUUGGGUGAUCCUCCGUUAUUGUAUGUAUCUCUCUUGUAUAUUGCAUAUUUUUUUAUCUGAUUCGGAAAUAAAAACAAACAAAUAAUGAAAGAUAUAAA
Lytechinus pictus (painted urchin) is the source of this 5440-nucleotide messenger RNA. RefSeq lists its product as uncharacterized. The record is from RefSeq and is a predicted model, not a curated record. Lineage: Eukaryota; Metazoa; Echinodermata; Echinoidea; Temnopleuroida; Toxopneustidae. The transcript has 3 exons. Bases 620 to 1636 code for a protein of 338 amino acids.